Somion occarium is the source of this 1889-nucleotide messenger RNA. The record is from the annotation of a GenBank genome assembly. NCBI's taxonomy places the organism in Eukaryota, Fungi, Basidiomycota, Agaricomycetes, Polyporales, Cerrenaceae.
AACCCGAUCUUGAUUCGACCUAUCUGAUCUCCAAGAUGCAGGUCCCAACGCCAAAUGGCAUUCGGGAGUUGAUCGUUGACAAACCCUUCUGGGAUGCCGACUCUCCUUGUGGUCGAACGACAAGGGCCUAUGCUGCGUACGACAUGGUGGAAAAGAAGGUCGUGUUUGCGAAGGAUUCUUGGCGUGAUGAUGACGAAGAGAUCCUUUCAGAGGUGAGAUCUACGACACACUUCAGAAGAGCAAUGUACCCUUCCUGCCCAGAGUCAUUGCGGCUGGUGACGUAUAUGUGAAGGCAAAGAAAAGGAAGGCGUAUCAAAGGACAUUCACGCAGACGUGGUCUGUCCGUAGCGAUAAAGCUGUAAUAUGGCGCCUACCAUGUGCGGAAUUGCGGACUCUCAUCCACUGCAGAGUCGUUCAAGAACUAGUGUAUCCUCUCACAUCUGCGCUCUCAUCAAAGGAGGCCAUUCAAGCUAUCCGUGAUGUGAUAGCUAUCAAAGUCGUAUACCACGAUGGCAAGAUCCUGCAUCGUGACAUCAGUGCAUCAUGAUCGGUCAAUCCGGUCGGGGAGUUCUGAGUGACUGGGAUCACGCAUUGAAAGUCAUUCUCAGAAACACACCUAAAGCGUACCGAGCGGGCACUGGGCAAUUUAUAUACAUGCUAUUGCUUCAAUAUCCAAUGAAAGGCCAUGAUGUUCAGGAUGACCUAGAAUCUUCUUUCUGGGUCCUACUCUACGUCUCCCUGCAUUACUUCCCACACAAUCUUGGGUCGGCUUUCCAUGCCGGUUUUUUCGACGAAUGCAUGGAGCAGUCAGGCCUUCAUGUCGGGGACGGGAAGAUUCAUCUUUUAGAAGGCUCUCGGAAGCCUUGCGAUGCAAUGUCCUGUAACUCGAAGAAAACCUGUGCGCCAUUGAACAAGCUGAUUCACGCUGUCGGCAAGCUUUUCAACAAGUAUCAAUCGUGCUACACGAGUCGAGACGAUGAUGGUGAAGAUGCAGAGGCCCGGUUCAGGGCCACACAGGAGAAGCUCGAACAGGUGGAUGUUGUCUUGAAUCACUUCGACACUACUCUGGAAUGCGAUGAAUGGCCAGAGAAUGAUGUACUACCCGACCAAUUCCCAUCCAAGACCAGGAGGCAGGAAGAUCAUGUAAUCCAUGAUUUGAGCUCACGAGCUGUUGCUACUGCCGCCCUGGAAAGGCAAGCUGCUGUUAGCCAGCGAACCCUUCCCACUUUGAUAUCCGUCAUCCCUGGGGCACUUUACAGCGCUCGAUUAGUCCGGCAGGGGAGCGGACAGCAAGAUCUUGCAUCGGAAGCUGGGCCCUUCACGCCUUCCCAUGAGCUCUCGCAGCGCUGUGAAGAGAACACUUAAUGAAGUGCCCGCAGAGUUGCCAGCAUUCCGUUUGAAGCAGGCGAAGAUGUUGUCGGAGCGAAGCCCUCUGAACCAUGCGCACGAACCUCCGCCUCUUGAGAGACCAAUGGUGGAGCAUCGAUACCCUACACGUUCCAAGUCGAAUGGUUCCGAGUCCCGUUGGGGUAAUCUGCUCAAGGAGCCACAGCAGGAGAACGUCGAGAUGCAGGAUGUCCGAUGCCGAAACGCGAGUCGCUCGAGAACAAAGUCGAAGUCGAACAAUACGCAUUGUGUUCAGGCCACCACUAGCGAGAAGUCAACCAAAGAGAAGCAACAAACUCGUCGAAAGGGUAACAAUCCGGCCAAAUCAACGGCAGGCAGUGGGAGUCGGCCUCUACCCAACUCCAGUACGAGUCGGCGGGAUUAGAUUUUGUUUCUGCUUUGCAUUGUGUACUCUUGCCUGACCGCAAGUCUCUGUACUACUUAUAUUUACUUUCUGUGGUCUAUAGUAGUUUCGAAUUGAAUUAAGCAUCACAUUCUCUAUC